GCAUUCAUUUAUUACACUCUAUUUGGAAAGCUUUCUGCUUAACUUGAGAGGAAUCCUUUCCUCUCCACAACUUCAGGGGAAAUAUUCUUUCCUUCAAUUCACCUCCAUUAAGAAGGAAAGUGUAUUUGACGCCCCCAAACAGCGCUUAAUCAUUUCAUUCUCACUUCUCUCUUACCUAAUCAUAAUUCAACUUUCUCUAGCAGAAUCUUGAAGAGAAUUGUCAAGAACAAAAGCAAACAAGAAAUAAAACCUCAUACCCACAACCCAAAGCUUCUCUCUUUUGUGGUUGUGGCAGAAACAAGAAGAAGAAGAAGAAGAAGAAGAAGCAGAAGGAUUGUUUGAAGAAGCAAGAAGAGAAGCUUGGAAGAAACAUGGAUAACAUGCUUUGUGAUGAGCUGCUUCAAGAAAUCUUUUCAAAACUAGCUUCAAAAUCGUCACCGCUACCACCGUCUUCAACAGCUUUAUCGGUUUCUCUGGUAUCCAAGCGGUGGCUCCGCCUCUACCGCACUUCAAAAACCUCUCUUUCUCUUAGACUCACACCAGAAAAUUCCACAAUUCAAUCUUUGCCCUCUCUUCUUUCCCACUACCCAUUUCUUUCUUCUCUCUCUCUCCUCUUCUCCUCUGAGCCCACCUCAACAACUCCCACUUCCAUCACCACAGCUUUCAAUGACAAUCUUCUCUUCAUAGUCUCCAAUUUUUGCUCCAAGCUUAAGCAUCUCAGAUUCUUGGCUGGUCCUGUGUCUAUUUCUUCCCUCUUUUCUCUCUCUAACACAUGUGCCCUUCUCACUUCUCUCACGAUUUUUCUGUCUAGGCCUCUCUUCCUCAAUUGGGUUGCUAAUUUUUCUAAUUUAAAGGAGUUAUCUGUAUAUGUAUCAGAUAGUGAUGGAAUUGGGAAUGAAUUUUAUCUCAACAGGGAAUCUGAUUUGUAUGUAAAUCAAGAAAUUGAUGGUGAAUUGGGUUUGGAGAGUCUGUAUUUAUCAGGGAUUAAAAGAGAUGAUUCUGGUUUUGGUUGGCUAUGGAGAAGCUGCAAGAAGCUGAAGAAAUUGCAGCUGAAGAGCUGCGAAGGCAUUGGCGAUGGAGGGUCCUUCUUCUCAUUUAUCAGGUGCUUGAAGGAUCUCCAAGAACUUGAGCUAAGGACUUGUAGGAGUAUUGCUAAUGGCGUUCUCUUAAGAUUGGCAGUGUAUUGUGAUUCUUUGAAUUCUCUUCUGGUUUAUGAUGGUGGCAGCAGAGAAGGUUUGCUUCAUUUUAUUAACAAUUGCAGGUGUAAUCAUCUGCAGAAACUUGAUCUUCGGUUACCUCUAGACUUAAACAAUAAUCAUCUCUCAGCAAUUGCAGCGAAUUUCAGGUGUCUUUCAACUCUAAGGCUUCAGAGUUGUUGUUUAGUUACUGGUGAAGGGCUAAAGGCUCUUGGGAUUGCCAGGAGUUCAGAGCUCAAUGAAUUGGCACUGAUAAAUUGUGAUGUUGUUGGAAGAGAAUCAGGAUUGCUUGCCACAUUAGGACAGCAUUUGAAGCAACUGAGGAAACUAGACUUGUCUCACAAUGAAUCUUUGCUUGAUAAAGAGUUCAUUUCAAUGCUGGUUUCUUGCAAUAAUUUGAUAGAAUUAAGGUUAAGAGGAUGCAAGAGACUCACCAGUUUAUCAAUCCUGUCUAUGUUCAAGAGCUGCAAGAGAUUACAAAAUGUUGAUAUUGUCCAUUGUUGUGGGAUUGAAGCUGAGGCUGUUGAAUCAUUUGUUCUGAAUUCCCCACAACUGAGACAAAUCCAGGUUGAAGAAAACAAGAUUUCUGAUGUUGCAAGGAAAUGGGCAUCACAUAAAUUCAUUGAGAUUGCUUCUUAAUUUCAUGGAUUAAAAAAAAAAAAAAUCAGACAAAUUCUUCUUCUGUGGAUGUUGAAUGUUUAAUAAAAUGAUGAUUUUAAGAUUGAAUUGUUAUGUUGUGUGUGGAUAAUGAAAUGGAAGUUUACAGUUUCAGAUGAA
Manihot esculenta (cassava) is the source of this 1973-nucleotide messenger RNA. RefSeq lists its product as uncharacterized. The coding region runs from base 372 to 1835 and encodes 487 amino acids. The record is from RefSeq and is a predicted model, not a curated record. Gene Ontology annotation, biological process: SCF-dependent proteasomal ubiquitin-dependent protein catabolic process. Lineage: Eukaryota; Viridiplantae; Streptophyta; Magnoliopsida; Malpighiales; Euphorbiaceae. The transcript has a single exon. Gene Ontology annotation, cellular component: SCF ubiquitin ligase complex.